CGCAGUAGCGCAGAGGCGGCGCGGCGGCGUCUCCCUCACGUGAUCGCACUCGGACACCUCCCAGCGCGUCUCGCUACGCCCCGCGCACUGGCUUCGGUCAAGGUCUGCGCCUGCGCGGCCGCAGGCUCGCGGGCUCGCCGACCUGCGGGCUGGCGGCUACUGAGCACCCGCGGCGAUGGGUGAGUGCGGGAGGCCGGCGAGGGGGAAACAAGGGGUUAAAAAAAAUCCUUCAUGAAGAAGAAAGAUCUUAAGCAACAUGAUGGAUUCAGAAGCUCAUGAAAAGAGGCCGCCAAUCCUAACAUCUUCAAAACAAGAUAUAUCACCUCACAUUGCAGAUGUCGGUGAAAUGAAGCAUUACUUGUGUGGCUGCUGUGCAGCUUUCAACAAUGUGGCCAUCACCUUUCCCAUUCAGAAGGUCCUCUUCCGGCAACAGCUGUAUGGAAUCAAAACCAGGGAUGCAGUACUUCAGCUCAGGAGGGAUGGGUUUCGAAACUUGUAUCGCGGAAUCCUUCCCCCAUUAAUGCAGAAGACGACUACCCUGGCACUUAUGUUUGGUCUGUAUGAGGAUUUAUCUCGCCUUCUCCGUAAGCAUAUCAGCAGCCCAGAGUUUGCAACCCGUAGCAUGGCCGCAGCCCUUGCAGGGACUACAGAAGCCAUUUUCACUCCACUGGAACGAGUCCAGACAUUGCUGCAGGACCACAGGCAUCAUGACAAAUUUACAAACACUUACCAAGCUUUUAAGGCACUGAAAUGCCAUGGAAUUAGAGAGUAUUAUCGAGGCUUGGUACCCAUUCUUUUCCGUAACGGGUUCAGCAAUGUCCUUUUUUUUGGCUUCCGGGGUCCCAUUAAGGAGCAUCUGCCUACGGCAACAACUCACAGUGCUCAUCUGGUCAAUGAUUUUAUCUGUGGAGGCCUAUUGGGUGCCAUGUUGGGAAUCUUGUUUUUCCCAGUUAAUGUUGUAAAAACUCGCAUGCAGUCUCAGAUUGGUGGGGAAUUUCAGUCUUUUCCUAAGGUUUUCCAAAAAAUCUGGCUAGAACGGGACAAGAAGCUGACAAAUCUUUUCAGAGGUGCCCAUCUGAAUUACCAUCGGUCUCUCAUCUCUUGGGGCAUAAUCAAUGCUACUUACGAGUUCUUGUUAAAGAUUAUGUGAAAGAAAUUAUCAGUUAUGUGCCAUUUAUCAACUAAAUAGAACCUUCUAAGAAGAAUGCAAUUUGGCCUCAUUCCUAAUUGGCCAAAUACCAGGCAGCAUCGUAAGUCCAGGGCACAAUGAAUGUGGGCAAAGCUGUUUUCCUUAAGCACCACCAAAUUCAGAUGAAAGGUUUCACUAGGGAAAUUUGAGGUUCUUUUUUCUUUUUUUUUUUUAAGGCCGGGGUUGGUUUUUGUUUUGUUUUGUUUGAUCAUUGGGAAUUUUAGGCUGAAGGCCUGCUUAAUAAUAGCUGCCUCUGUGAUGGCUUUUGACAAGGAAACUAAUAGCCAAGAUAUGAUUCCUUUCCCCAAAAGUCUUUGAAACCUUCUGUAUUGAAACAUAAGUGGCCAUGACCAGCUAGAGAAAAGGCCCUUAAAAGGCCUUGUGGGGUCUCAAGCUUAUUUCUGUUACUCCAUUUCUUGCCUCUCUGCUCUUAGGAGUUGCAAAGGGUAGUCUUUGUUAAACUUAAGCACGUACCUGGCAAGACAAAAGAGCAGAACAGAGAAGAAAAAUAGCUUAUUAAGCAUAGGCAUGAAACGUGGUAAGUUGCUUGUAUUAGUUUUGGAACUGAGCACCUGUUGGGAUGGUCACUAGCUAGACUAUUUCUGUCAGACAUGGCAGACUCAAGCAGCUAAUGAAAGCGCCCACUUUUCUGUCUAGGUUUGAAAGUUCUCUGUGUAGUUUUGAAUGUGACUUUAAACCCUUCCAAAAUACACUUAUGUUAGUGUCACUUAUUUCAUUGCCAAAAGAGGUAGAGAGUUAAUUUUGUUACAGGCAUUUCUUCCUGUUAGGAAGUUUCAUAUCAAUUGCACGUAGAGCAAACUCUAGCUCAAUCUCUUUGAAUUAUUGUUGCCGUCUUAGUGAAAAGCUGAGGGUCCUCUUCUUUGAGUAGUGCUUUGUCAUAGUCAUAUAUCCUGUUGCCUUGAAACUCCUUUUAAAACCUAAACACUUCCAUAAAAAUUCUGUUUUGGAAGUCUAUUAACAGGAGCCCAGAUUUUUUUUUCCUGGCUUUUAAAUGAUACAAGAGACCAGCAGGAAAACACGUCAGAAUAGCUUUCACCCAUAGUGCUAGCUAUCUUUAUCUUAUUCUUGAAAAUAGACUUCUGUUAGGAUUUUUACAUUUUGGGAACCCAAUUUUGUCAUUAAAACAGUGAGACAGUUUGAGAUGAUAAGACCUAAAUAAAGAUACUUGAAGGGUUAAUUUUAAACUCCAGAAAUUGAUAACAGUUGGACAGCAUACUAAUAGACAAAAACUUGUCAAAAGAAUCUGAUUUUAAAAUAUUUUUUCCAGGUAAAUAAGGCAGAAUGACUCAUACCAGUUGAAUAACUAAUAAAACAUUCAAGAUGUUGUAGAAAAGUACUUUAUCAAUCUUUUAAAAAUCCACAUCUGUAAAUAAUAUGUAAUAUAGAUUGCCAGCAUCCAGUGUGGCAGAGGAGGUAGUUAGGUUUCUCACUAUCAGUUUGUCAUCAUUCUGGGUAGUUGCAUAUGAGUAUGAUCACUUACUGACCAAAAUAAAAUCAGGGUCUUUAUAGUUUACUCAGUUCAUGGGCAGAUAGUCCAAAAAAGAUGUUUACCUCUAAAUGCAGUAGGACUGGUCAGAUAGAAUGAACCCUUUUCCAACUGUGGAGGGUAAGGAAGCAUGUGGCAGGCAGCAAUGAAGCUCAGUAGCUUUACAACAGCUCUGUUUGACAAUGUUGUGCUGAGAAUUGCAGUUCUAGAAACCCAGGUGCAGAUGUAAAGAUUUCAGAAAAUAAGAAUUUGACACCAUGUAAAUGUGAGCAGCAUCCUUUGGCUUAUUGAAUAGUCGGAAUCUGAAGCAGGUGGAAUUUCAGAAAUGAAUGAGGAGAGCUCUGGUGCCUCGUGCCCUCAUUCACGUGUGUGUGUCCCCCUGCGUGCUCAUGGCCAUGUCGAGGUGCUCAGCACAUGGCAGGUGAGAGCCUGGGCUCAUGCUUUGGGGAUUGGCGUCCCAGGGCUUCCUUAGAUCGGUACACUCCAUGCAGGUGAUAGAAACCUAAGUUCUAAAGCACUUCCGUGACAUAAGAAUUUUGAGGAGGGUGCUUUGGCUUCUGCUGUCUCAAACGUGGCAUUUAAAAACAAUAAAUAUUUUUAAUGGUUUUAACUUAUAUUUUUGGAUUUCUUUGUCAGUUUUUACAGCUUUUGAAGACCAAACUACAAAUCCAUUACCAUGCAUGGUUUUGUGUUGUCCUAUAGACUUCUUAAUUAACAAAAAAUUCAACAGAACUUGUAGCCAACAGCUUUAUCUGAACUUUAAGUCAAUAUGUUAUUAGUAAUAGAUUCUAACUAUUGUUUUUACCUUCAGUAUGAAUUUUGAAAAGGUAAACAUGAUUGAAGAACUGUUUAAAAGCUUUAAAAGUGGCCUUUCUGUUACAUAUGUGGUACACAAGGCACUUCUGGUCUUGCCUCUAUUUCAUGUCUGAUGCCACAGAAGUAUGUUAUGUGUUCUAUAUUUAGCACACGUAGAGUGGUAUGAGCCCUCAGGACUGCACCACAGAGUAAACACAACCUCUAUAUGGUGGCAGAUUUGUAUAUUUUUGUUUCAUUUGUUAUUGGAGACAAAGUUAUAUUUUUGUCUCAGUCAAUAUUCAUCUUACCUAAUGGUUAUAUAACCACUUGCUGUAUAUUGUGAACUGUGCAAUAAAACAGAAUUGUGUAUAUAUAAUCAUCUUUGGAGGCCUGAAACUCCCUAACUGAAUUGCAGAGGUAAUACUGUUACAAGCCUGUGCAAACAGAUAAGGGAGGGGGAGACAUGUAUAAGUGGGGUCCAGAGGGCUUCACAGUCUGCCAGUCGUGCGGACCCGAUGCUGUCCAGAGUGGAUGCAGUACUGUAGUGUGAGGGGUAGGCAGUCAAAGGGAAGGUGAGACGGGAGGUCACAUUUGAGGGAAGGGAAAACAGGCUGGAUUUCUUUUAAAUGAAAAUAAUUGUUUUCUUAUGUGCAUAUAAAUGCAUAUCAAAGACUUGAACAGGCAUUCUCCUUAAAUUUGAGGAUUUUUAGUUGUCAGUGCUGUCUAUAAAGUUAAGUAUUUGCUUGCCUGAAUGGCUCCCAAAUUGUGAGGGAGUCCCUACAUGUUUCCGUUUCAAAGUUUCAUUAUUAUAAGUGGUUUAGCACACAAAACUUUUUAUUCCGACUUUUGUGACUGAGUUUAAAUGAAAUCUGUUAAAUGUUUCAGAGUUAACAUGCUUCUUCUGCUCAUUCUGUUUGGAAUAAAGUUUUUUUAAGUCCA
This is a messenger RNA of Manis pentadactyla (Chinese pangolin), 4430 nucleotides long. RefSeq names its product solute carrier family 25 member 51 (gene SLC25A51). The transcript is spliced from 2 exons. The record is from RefSeq and is a predicted model, not a curated record. NCBI's taxonomy places the organism in Eukaryota, Metazoa, Chordata, Mammalia, Pholidota, Manidae. The coding region runs from base 257 to 1150 and encodes 297 amino acids.